Messenger RNA from Ostrinia nubilalis (European corn borer), 1523 nucleotides. RefSeq names its product allantoinase. Gene Ontology annotation, cellular component: cytoplasm. The record is from RefSeq and is a predicted model, not a curated record. The coding region runs from base 95 to 1501 and encodes 468 amino acids. The transcript is spliced from 10 exons. Gene Ontology annotation, molecular function: cobalt ion binding; zinc ion binding; allantoinase activity. Gene Ontology annotation, biological process: purine nucleobase catabolic process; allantoin catabolic process. Lineage: Eukaryota; Metazoa; Arthropoda; Insecta; Lepidoptera; Crambidae.
AUUGAGUUCAAUACUGUAGUUGUGUAUUGGAUGACCGUUCUGCCGGUCGUUUGUUUUACUGCAAAUUAUCGCUGUUCACGCGAGAGUUACAAUUAUGGCUCUAGAAGGUCAGCAGUUGUUUCUAAGCAAGAGAAUAGUUGCAGAAAAAGACAUUUUAGAUGGAGGAAUAUUGGUAAACGAAUCGGGUAUUAUAGAAAAAAUAGUCAAUAGAACUGAAGCCGACAAAAUCAUCGCCGAUAAUGACGGAAAGAUCAAGGUGGUGGAUGGAGGCGAUUUAGCGCUGCUGGCUGGUGUGGUAGACUCGCAUGUGCACGUGAACGAGCCGGGCCGCACGGCCUGGGAGGGGUUCCGCACUGCCACCAACGCCGCCGCCGCAGGGGGAAUCACCACCAUCGUCGACAUGCCUCUGAACUCAAUACCGCCGACCACCACCUUAAAGAAUCUCAAAACCAAAGCAUCAUCAGCAAAAGGGAAUAUUUUUGUUGAUGUUGGUUUCUGGGGCGGUGUGAUCCCGGGAAACCAGGAUUCCUUGCGUGACCUAGUGAAAGCUGGCGUAGUGGGUUUCAAAUGCUUUUUAUGUCCGAGCGGAGUAGACGAAUUUCCCAAUGUAGAGCCAAAGGAUUUGGAGAAGGCUUUCGAAGCUCUAGAAGGAACUGGGUCACUUUUAGCGUUCCACGCUGAAGUAGAGGAGGAAACUGCUGCUAGUAAAAAGAAAAUAAAAAAGAAAGACCCGGAAGAGUAUGAAACGUAUUUGGAAUCACGACCGUCCAGUAUGGAGCAGAACGCCAUUUCACUCGUCACUUCUUUUCUCGACAGUACGAACGUCCGCGUGCACAUAGUCCACGUAUCAUCAGCUAGCGUGGUCCCCAUGCUGGUCAAGGCUCGCAACGACCGCAUCGCAGCCGGCCACUCGGGUUGGCGCGGCGGCGUCACCGCGGAGACCUGUCACCACUACCUCACGCUCUGCGCCGACGACGUGCCGCGCGGGCGCAGCGAGUACAAAUGCGCUCCGCCCAUCAGGGAUAAGGACAACAAGGAAAAACUGUGGCAAUAUUUAUUAGAAGACAAACUGGACUUGGUAGUGUCUGACCACUCGCCGUGCACCCCUGAGCUCAAAUGCACUAACAACUUAGAAGCGUGGGGCGGAAUUUCAUCAGUGCAAUUCGGCCUGUCACUGUUUUGGACGAAUGCCGUCGGUCGAGGGCUGGACCUUCAGACGGUCAGCAAGUACUUGUCAUCUGGCCCCGCCCACCUGUGCGGCAUCCAGGACAGGAAGGGGGCGCUGAAGGAAGGCCUCGACGCUGACCUGGUCUUCUUUGAUCCUGAUGCUUCGUUCGUCGUUACAUCUGACAUUAUUAGGCAUAAAAAUAAGCUGACACCGUACAUUGGCAAGGAACUAAAAGGUGUGGUGAAGAAAACGUAUUUACGCGGACAACUGAUAUACGCCGACGGGGACAUUGUUGGCGAACCUAAGGGAACUUUGUUAUUGAAUAACUUCUAAAAUAAAUGAAUAUGGAUAAGAA